AGUCAUGAAUACGAAUCCCAACAGGAAAAAAUAUUCAUGAAUGUAACCCCUGAAAAUCCAAAUAAGAAUUCUAACCAGAACCCUAGUGCUCCAAUUAGAUCCGAAAUUGAAGAAAAUUCUAGAGCUCCCAGAACAUCUAGAGUCUUCGGUUCUAGAACAUACCAGUUAGGAGGAAGAUAUCCCAUACCUCAAGCAACACUUGAGUAUAGGGGAGAGAACAGAGAAAGGAUACAAUUUGGUAAAAAAAUGGAAAUUGACCCAAACCAGUUACCUGCUGCAAAACAGCAAGGGACUAUUCUAGAGUUACCAAGUUGGAAUCCACAGCUUUGGGCAGAAAUAAUAGAUCAAUGGGAAAGAGACGCUUGCCGGGCAUGGAUCAAUCGAUCUAUGGAUGGUGAGAUGUUCGAAUUCCUAGAAACACUUCUAGGCCCCAUUGUAGAAUUGUAUUGGAAUACCUUUGAAAGAGAGAACCCAACCUUAGUUGCUGAAACACAAGACUUGGGGGAAAAUCCGUACAAUUUUACCUCUUUAAUCAAAAAGAUGUUCUUAGGAUCUGAUGUAACUGUUGAUUCCGAAAGAGCUUUACAAAAUAAAGCUAUUGAGGAACUUGAGGUCCUUCAGUUAACAUCUUGGUAUCAAAUCGAGUCCUUUUGCAAUGAUUUUCUUAAACUUGUUGCUAGAACGGGACAAUGAUUUGAUGACAACUUAAAUAACAGAAUCUUUGAUAA
This is a messenger RNA of Rubroshorea leprosula, 728 nucleotides long. The record is from the annotation of a GenBank genome assembly. Lineage: Eukaryota; Viridiplantae; Streptophyta; Magnoliopsida; Malvales; Dipterocarpaceae.